UAAAACCCGGAGCCAGGAGGGAUUGUCGCGUACAAAAAGCUGUCUACCUUCAGGAGUUUGUGUUGGAUCAAACGGGACUAUUUGCGUAACGGUGAUGCGCGUGAUCCAAAAGUGAGGACUUUUUCUACGCACAGAUAGAAGUAGAUAUUUUCGCCUUCAGUUAAAAGUUUUUUUCUUUUAUUUUGGCACACAUACAAGGACUCUGAACUGGUUUGAGCUCUACAGUGGACAUGGCAGAGGGAGACUUCUACACUAUGGGGAACCGGCAGAGGUUCCCCAGGGAUCCGUUUGGAGAGUCGCGGUUCAGAGAUCAGUCUCCAUUCAGGGACCAGUCUCCAUUCAGGGACCAGUCCCCCUUCAGGGAUCAGCUCGCUUCUCGGUUUAUGGAGGACGAGUUUGGGAUGCCGAAUUUCCCAGAUGAUCUGGCGAUGGACUGGCCGGGCUGGGCUCGGCCUGGUCGGCUCAGCACGCGCCUCGCUCCGGCGGCCUUUGGCAGCAGUUUACGCACAGGUUUCCCCUCGCGACAGUCUACGGGAGGAGGCCCUACGCUGUUCACGAGCAGGUACGAGCCUUCCUCCUCUUCCCGGGGCUCACCCGUCACCACCGGAGGAGAGCCGUGGAAAGUUUGCGUGAACGUGCACAGCUUCAAACCGGAGGAACUUCACGUCAAGACGAAAGACGGAUUUGUAGAAGUGUCAGGAAAACAUGAAGAGAAGCAAGAAGAAGGUGGCAUUGUGACAAAGAACUUCACAAAGAAGAUUCAGAUCCCGAUAGAUGUGGACCCACUCACUGUUUUCGCCUCCUUGUCCCCCGAGGGGGUCCUCAUCAUUGAAGCCCGGCAGACUCCUCCAUAUUCUCUCUUUAGCAGCGAGGGCGCUCAGGGGGUUGAAUCACCGCAGCUUGAGGCCCCCAAGCCCCAGGAAGUCCCUUUAGUCUAAAACCCCACCUUCAACCAAUAUAAAGAAAUCCUGUUGCACAUGAAAUAUUUGGCCUUUAGCUUCAUAAUGUACAGGGUUGUACCAGUUAUGUGUAAAUUCAAACAUAGCCUAGUUUAAACCUGUUCUAACUUAUCAAAGAGUUUAUGACACUAUAAAAUGAGAAAAUAUUUACAGUGCAGGCUGAAGUAAAAACCUCAAUCUUAAACCUGCUCCUUGUAGGUGUAAAGUCUUGAAGGAUGAGGAGGAGCAGAAGAUUUUUUUAGCCAUGUGGCAUAAGUAGAGUGUUGUUCAUGUUGAAUUUUAAUACUCAGAAAUGUAGAAUGACUUUGUUCUUAAACCUCCUUUCCACAAAUGUAACUUUAUAUAUCAAACUAGAAGAUCCAACAGCACUUCAUAUCAAUAUAAUGAUAUAUUUAGUACCAAAGUGAUAAACCUGACUGUAUUUCAUCUAGUUAAAUUAAAAUGACUUGCCUGUUAGCAGCUUGUCUAAGCUAGCACAUAGUGUGUAUGAAAUCCACCAUGAAAGUUAGAAUUUUGCAAAGUUCUUCUGGCAAAUUCCAUAUGAAAUAUUAUGGUGGGAAGGAAUUUUGCAGGCACUUAGAUAUCACUGAGGUUCCUAUAGGAAUGAAUAGACUACUGGCUGAAUCCCCUCCAUUAUCGUGUUUAAGUGGAAAUGAGGAGUUAAAGCCACUUUAGUUCGAGUGGAGAUCAUUUCAUCCAUGCAACAAGACUACAGAUCACUUCUGUUUUAAAACAAGAUUUCACUGCUUAGUGUCACUGUUACUAUUUUACACAACUGGCUGUAGAUUAAGGUUGUAGGUGUCAUCACCUAAUGCUAAUGCUUUUUUAAAAUUGUAUACUUUACUGUCACUGUUUGAGACUCAAUAGCAGUAAAUGUUAUUUUCAGCUUUUAGUUUGUACAGAAACUGUUAGGCACAAGAAGCAGCACAGUAGCAAAGACUGCAUAAUGAGAAAUGCUAUCAACUGAUUGAGCACAUAGAGUUACCUGUCACUUAUGAGACAAUAUUUUGGUUAUGUUACGCUCUACUGGUUAACCUGUCUUCAAGGUGCAGCCAGUCAACUUAAGUUACUAGCUAACUACUUUCAGUGUGGGGUUCAGUCUAGACUUUGCACCAUAUCUUAAGACAGAAUUUACACAGAGCUGGUGCAACAGGCCACUGGUAUUCAUAUUUGUCAAAUAGUCAAGGAAAUGACCCCUUUGUGCCUUUGUGAUUUUCUUUUAAAAGUUGCACAGGCAUUUUAGGUAUAGAACAUAAGUUAAGAGGCACCAAAUUCUGGUUUGUACUUUUGCAUCAACUUCACACAACAGCUAAACUGUAGCAGCCUCAGAAGUCUUUUUUAUAUCACUUUUAAAGCAAAAAUAUAAAUAUCCAGGCUUGAAAUAAAAAAAGUAACAUCUUACAUCUAUAUCAAUUACAUCUAUUAUAUUGAAUUUUUGAUUGUCAAAUCAAAACCUAAUGAUUCAUAUCCAUAUCAUUCAUAAUUAGUACAACCCGAAUAGAAGAAUUAUCUUCAGGAACAACAGUACACAGAGGUCAGAGGUCAUAGCAAGUAAAUGUAUGAAUUUCUUAAUAAAUAAACUCAGACUUAUACUUUUAAUAUCAUGCAAAUAAUCAGUUGGAACAUAAUUUUUAUUCACCAUAAUAUAUGUGAUUAUUUUGGUUUAAAAAAAAUUAAUUGUGCCUUUAUUGCCUUGAGUGCCCUGAAGUCACCGUUAAUCUUUUGAGUUAAUGAACGCUACUUAAACUGACAAGAAACAAAAAUAUAUGCUCUCUUUGUUGUCUACAUUAGAGGAUGGAUUGUGUGUUAAUCCUGUAUUCAACCAAAGUGUGUUGUAAAUAUACUUCAUUAUGUUCUUAAUCAUUAUAAAUAAUAAUCUGAAGUGU
Messenger RNA from Cheilinus undulatus (humphead wrasse), 2845 nucleotides. It is a transcript of the gene hspb8, whose product is annotated as heat shock protein b8. The transcript is spliced from 3 exons. Gene Ontology annotation, molecular function: protein homodimerization activity. The record is from RefSeq and is a predicted model, not a curated record. Gene Ontology annotation, biological process: cellular response to unfolded protein. The coding region runs from base 231 to 938 and encodes 235 amino acids. NCBI's taxonomy places the organism in Eukaryota, Metazoa, Chordata, Actinopteri, Labriformes, Labridae. Gene Ontology annotation, cellular component: protein folding chaperone complex; nucleus; cytoplasm.